This is a messenger RNA of Dunckerocampus dactyliophorus (ringed pipefish), 5943 nucleotides long. Its product is annotated as tyrosine-protein kinase yes-like. Gene Ontology annotation, cellular component: extrinsic component of cytoplasmic side of plasma membrane. Gene Ontology annotation, molecular function: signaling receptor binding; ATP binding; non-membrane spanning protein tyrosine kinase activity. Bases 3843 to 5552 code for a protein of 569 amino acids. The transcript has 12 exons. The record is from RefSeq and is a predicted model, not a curated record. Lineage: Eukaryota; Metazoa; Chordata; Actinopteri; Syngnathiformes; Syngnathidae. Gene Ontology annotation, biological process: innate immune response; cell surface receptor protein tyrosine kinase signaling pathway; cell differentiation.
CCUUUAUUUAUUUUUUUGUGCAUGAGUCUCCACCUCCUCCUCCUUUUAUUUAUUUUUUUAAUGCCUCAGUCUCCACCUCCUUUCUUUUUUCCCCCCUUUUUUUUAAUGCGUGAGUCUCCUCCUCUCCGCUUUUUCAUUUUUUUAAUGCACGAAUCUCCUCCUCUUGAUCUUCUUUUUUGUUGAUUUUUUUGUUCCCGUGUCUCCUCCUCCUUCACCUCGCACAUCAUUGUGUCCUCUAGCAGGCCGCCUGAUGCAAAUCUCGGCCGUCACAUCGGCGGUGGUCGGGCUCAGCUCGGCUAAGCGUGCCUCGGUUCGGACAUGUGUUGUUCAGAAGGGUUCGAUGCAAGUUUAGUGGCGAGAAGUCGGGUUUUUUUCUUAUUCUGCGCGUGCUCCCUCGGCUGCCAUGCUGCUGCUGCCGCUUCUUCAAUCUCCUUCAUUGGAUUUGAGUUGAACAUCUGGCCGCGCUACGUGCACGUAGCAAAGAUGAAGCGUGGAAUAAGUCGCCUUUUUCAUUAAGAUCAAGCAAAGGGCGCGGAGAAAAGAGCCGAUAGGGAAGGAGGGGGCUUUUGAAGGUAAGAAGCUAAAAUCGUUGUCUGAUGAUGAUGGGCCUGUCAAGAAAACAAAAGCUUAAUUCCACCUGAAUCUUCAUUCUAAGAAAGGCAUCAAGGCAUUGCUCUCAUGACUUUGGUGAGGAAGAAGACGACAGAUUGGCCCUCAGGUCCAUCAUCGCUCACCUCUGACCUUCCAGUAUUCACUUUAGUCCACGAGCGGAGCUGCCAUUGUUAGAAAUGAGAAGAAGAAAAAAGGUCGCAUGCUCGCGUUAGUCUGCCACAUCGUGCUAACAUCACAUUGUCUCAUCUUGUUGUUGUCUUUCUAUCAGGUGCAAUGUAUGGGACACUAUACAAUGUUACUAAAAUGUCUCCCUUGUAUCAAUUACAUUAUAAUACAUGUAUAAUAUACUGUAUCUACAUUUAUAUAUAUAUAUAUGUACAUAUGUACAUGUACAUUUAUGCAGUACAUCAGCAAAUUAAACGUGUUUUCACAAUUUUAUGUAAAGGGUGAUCAAAUUUAACCUCCCUGAAAGACAACAAUGUUGAAAGUCCAGGCUCAUACUGGUGGGUCUGUAUUCAUUUAGUGCUUUUAAUUUGAUGUUGUUCCUGUCUUAGUUUUACACAAUACAAAAUAAAUAAGACAAACCAGAUUGCUAUAAUGUACUGCAUGUGUGUUGCUGAUGUGUUGAAAAUCUUUCCCGGUGACUAGCUAGCACGCUGCUAAUGCUGUUUAAAUAAACUCCAGGCUCGCACUAUUGGUUACUCUUUUCGUUCUUUGAUACUUCGCUAAAUGAAAAUAGCAUUUGAUUACUAAAAGAUGUGCCAUCACCCUUUCCAUGGAUUUAAAUGUGCUAGUAGAACAUCUCCCCCUCAUACACAUUUUUUACGCCUUGGCAUGGAUUUAAAUGAGCUGGUAUUGUAUCUACAGUUCUACAUGUCAGCAUCAGCUGUCUUUUCAUUUUCCGGAUCAUCUUACACAUCCGUUCCUCCGCUUUUAAGCCGCCGCCAUGUCAAGAAUGUGCUAGAAGCUGGGAAGCGACAUCUGUUGCAGAUUUGAAGGCCAGCAAAGCGUCUGAGAUGUUCGCAGUCUGCUGUCUUAGCAUCAGCUGCUCACAGCUGUCUCCAAGCCGCCAUGAUUGCUCUAAUUUGGUUUAGAGUCAAAGUCGGGGGGCCGUUCAUGCAAGUUUUCAAACAAAAAUCAAGGAAUUGUGAUAAAAUGUUCAGCAGACUGACUGGUAUGGGGCAGUUAAAAAAUAAGACACAGACUUAAGGCCCUGAGCAAGACACUUCACCCACCUUGCCUCCAGUGCUGCCCACACUGGUGGAUGAAUGUGAAUGUUUAGUGGUGGUGGGAGAGGGCAGCUGUGGCUACAGAUGUAGAUCACCACCACCGGUGUGUGAUGCAAAGAUGCUUGCUCUCCACACUACUAACCAUGUAAAACUCAGCUAAACACAGUCAACUCGAGCUAGCUGACAGCACACACGUUAUUUCCCAGGCCCCACCUCUUGAAGGAGCGCGUUACACAUCACGUCUUCUAAUUGCCUUAUAUUUGUAUUUUUGUUCAUUUAACCAUUUUUAUGCUUGAAAACUAGGGAUGCUCCAAUAGAUCAGGCCACCGAUCAGUAUCGGCCGAUUCCUUGUGGAAAAAGCAUGGUAUCACAUAUGCCGAUACUUGCUUUUAAACGCCGAUCCGUUGCUGCAUCCAGUCUAUAGCGACCAACUCCCGCCCACUUUCCCUUCACAAAGCCAAAAACAAGUAUGUCUGCAAUGUGGGACUUCCUUCCUGAGAGUGAUAUAAGUUUUGCACCCUGCAAAACACGGCUUAAAAAGCUUUAGUUUGGUGCAGCAUUUAGGGGGUGGGCAAUUGGCUGGGGGUGGUGAGUUUUCGCGGCUCCCGAUGUGAUCGCCGGGCAGGCGGCGGCUGAUCAGCCAAAACCCGUGACAUGCGCCGUGAUAGCCCGAACAGUGGUUGGAUUCGUCUGACUGCAUGACCAGGUGUCGGCGGCGGUGGAAGAAGCCGGGUUUGCCGACUGCCUUGAGUCCUGCUGGAUGCUUUUGCAUCCAAAGUCUCCUUAAAGAAGGCGCCUGAUCCUCUAAGUUUCACCAGUCAUUUUGAAAAAGAAAGUCAAAUAUGUUUUUGUUUAAAUUUCAUGGUUCCCCUUUCAUAUCACAUAGCCCAGUGGUCACCAACGUGGUGCCCACGACCACGAGACGCCUGCAAGCCCGCUUUUCAUUCAGGUUUGCAGUUAAUCAUGUGGGAACACUGGAAAGAAAUGCAUUCUGAAAUACAAAAUGUGAGUUGUGGAUACCAGCAAUUUCUUAAUGCUCUGGUAAAACAAACAUAUUCACUUUGUUUGGCUUGAAAUAAGCUAUGAAAGUAAAUGUUUUUUAAUUUAAAAAUGUACACUUAAUCUAUGUGAUCGUUCUCGGCCGAUUUCACUCGGGGAUGAUCUGCAUCGGUAGCAUAAAAACCUGAUGAGAGCACCCCUAUUGAAAACGCUUAAUUUAGGCCAAGAAUAUGUACAAUUUGCUUAAAUAUUCAUAUUUGUUUGAAUAAUAGGCUGUAUUCAACCACAAAACAGUGACUUUUUUUUUUUUAAACCAUGAUGAGGGCGUGAUCGUCGAACUGCAAUGUAGCGAGGGAUGACUGUAUUAUUUACAUUACGUUAUUCAACCCUAACCCUGAGAAAACCUUUUUUUUUUGGUCUACAUCCAGUGUCGGGCCGCACAGUGGCCUAGUGGUUAGCAUGUUUUGUGUGUUCUCCCUGUGCAUGCGUGGGUUUUCUCCGGGUGGUCCGGCUUCCUCCCACAUUCCAAAAACUUGCACAUUAGGUUAACUGGCGACUCUAAACUGUCCAUAGGUGUGAAUUUGAGUGUGAAUGUUUGUCUAUAUGUGCCGUGCGAUUGGAUGGCGACCAGUACAGGGUGUACCCCACCUCUCUCUGAAGUCAGCUGGGAUAGGCUCCAGCACCCCCACGACCCUAGUGAGGAUAAGCGGCAUAGAAGAUGGAUGGAUGGAUAUCCAGUGUCUUUACUUUGACAUCCAGCUCCAAGAUCCUUUUAUAGACCUUAGAGCAGGGGGUGUCACCCAAGUUCAACUUGCAUGGUGAUACCAUGAUGCUUGCCAAGCAGGAGAGGAGGCCACAUUCCCUCAGGCAAAUGAGGUGCCUGUAAUGAGAGGGUUUUUUUAAUGUUAGGUCACUAAUUCAGGAUAACAAAAAAACAGAUUUAUUUUUAUUAACUGAAAAACUUUUUUGGGCUUACCUUUUUUUUUUUUGUACGUGAAGUACAUGCACCCGAUCCUUCUCCAGGAAAAGUCUGAUCCCCUUCUACAGGGCGACGCCAUGGGCUGCGUGAAGAGCAAAGAGGACAAAUGCCCCUCAAUCAAGUACGGGCCGGAGAAUGCAUCACCGUCUAACACGAACGCCGCCACUCCCCAAAUGGGCCACUAUGGGCCUGAUCCCACCCACCUGCAGCCCAAUCUGCCCCUCUCCUUAUCCUCCUCUUGUUCCGUUGCCGCCAACGUCAACCCUGCCCUUACGCCCUUUGGCGGAUCCUCAAAUGCUAUUAGCCCCUUUGGGGGGGCCUCCUCUUCCUUCACUGGUCCUGUGUCCAACUCAUUCUCUGGUUCUCUCCCAGGUGGUGUGACUUUCUUUGUGGCGCUCUAUGACUAUGAGGCCAGGACAUCCGAUGACCUCUCAUUCGAAAAAGGAGAGCGCUUCCAGAUCAUCAACAAUACAGAAGGAGACUGGUGGGAAGCUCGCUCCAUCAACACUGGGAAGAAAGGUUACAUCCCGAGCAACUAUGUGGCCCCUGCAGACUCAAUCCAAGCUGAGGAGUGGUACUUUGGCAAAAUGGGCCGCAAAGAUGGCGAGAGGUUGCUGCUGAAUCCAGGGAAUCAUCGGGGGACCUUCCUGGUGCGCGAAAGCGAAACCACUAAAGGUGCUUAUUCUCUGUCCAUUCGGGACUGGGACGAAACCAAGGGGGACAAUGUGAAACACUACAAGAUCCGCAAGCUGGACAGCGGCGGGUACUACAUCACCACACGAGCGCAGUUUGACACCUUACAGAAGCUGAUCAAACACUACACAGAGCAUGCAGACGGCCUCUGCCACAGGCUCACCACGCUUUGUCCCACAGUCAAGCCUCAGACGCAGGGCCUUGCAAAGGACGCCUGGGAGAUACCUCGCCACUCCCUGAGACUGGAGCUGAAGCUGGGCCAGGGCUGCUUUGGAGAGGUCUGGAUGGGCACAUGGAACGGCACCACCAAAGUGGCCAUAAAGACUCUGAAGCCAGGCACCAUGUCGCCAGAGGCCUUCCUACAGGAAGCUCAGAUCAUGAAGAAGCUUCGUCAUGACAAACUGGUGCCUCUGUACGCUGUAGUCUCUGCGGAGCCCAUCUACAUCGUCACGGAGUACAUGGCCAAAGGCAGCUUGCUUGAUUUCCUCAAAGAGGGUGAUGGAAAGUUCCUUAAGCUUCCUCUUCUGGUGGACAUGGCCGCACAGAUCGCAGACGGCAUGGCUUUUAUUGAGAGGAUGAACUACAUCCACCGCGACCUGCGCGCUGCCAACAUCCUGGUGGGCGACAACCUGGUGUGCAAGAUUGCAGACUUUGGCCUGGCCAGGUUGAUAGAGGACAACGAGUACACAGCGAGGCAAGGAGCCAAAUUCCCUAUCAAGUGGACCGCACCGGAGGCUGCGCUGUACGGACGCUUCACCAUCAAGUCAGACGUGUGGUCCUUCGGCAUCUUAAUCACAGAGCUCGUCACAAAAGGCAGAGUGCCCUACCCAGGCAUGGUCAACCGGGAGGUGCUGGAGCAGGUGGAGCGGGGCUACUGCAUGCCAUGCCCGCAAGGGUGCCCUGAGUCACUGCAUGAGAUGAUGAAGCUGUGCUGGAAGAAGGAGCCAGAUGAGAGGCCCACCUUCGAGUACAUCCAGUCCUUCCUGGAGGACUACUUCACCGCCACGGAGCCCCAGUACCAGCCUGGGGAGAACCUAUAGCUGCCCAAAGGUUUUGUUAGGUUUGUUCUUACAUGUCCUAAUACACUCUCAGAGGCUCAAUAAAUUAUUAAAACCUCAACUUAUUAAUAAAGCUAUAAUGAAGAAGCCAUAACAUGCUACUGUAUGUCCCAUGAAGGCAGUAUAGAUUGUUUUUUGGGGUGUGAAACAACUCUUCUUUGGAUCUAAAGUGGCUCUGCACUCACCUGCAUAGCAAUACCCUUUUCCCCCCACUGCAUUUUCUCCUGUUUGGACUCAUCCUCGCGGAAUAACAAGCUUUGCAUAGGAUGGGAACAUCGUUUUUAUAAGCUACAUGGACAUGGGUGCUAAUUGUGUUUGUAAUUUGUGUUUGGGGAUUUCUACAAUUAAAGGCAAUGAGUUCAGUCCAGUCGCC